CAUUUCGCAUAUUAACAAGGAAAGGGUCCAUCAAAAGAACUAGCAAAGAUUUUCCCUUUUCUAACAUUUUUGUACGGUGUUCGACGCUCCACACGACAUUCCCGUGUCCCGUCCUCUUCGCGAUUUCCCCUCCGCUGCUCACCUCCGCCGUCGAUCCGCUCCACCCCGCCGUGCUGCGCCGCCGCCGGGAGACGGUGUUCGAGGCUCCACACGACAUUUCCGUGACCGUCCUCUUCGCGAUUUCCCCUUCGCUGCGGCACCUCCGCUGCUCCACCUCCGCCGUCGAUCCCCUCCACCCGCCGUGCUCCGCCGCCGCCGGUGUCCCGCCGGCGCAGCCUCCGCUAUCCUACUCUUUCUUCCCCAUACCGAUCCUUUCGGAGGGAGAGAGACCUGAGGAAGAAGGGGAGGAUAGCGCCAUCGGCUAUCAGAAAUCCGUGCCGUUCCCGUAAAACUUCGCGAAUUUCAUCCAAUUUCUCCGCUUGUUAGAAGAGAGGUGGUGACCUAGACAUUGCAUAUCCUAAAUGUCACAGAGCUCCGAGCUGGAAUAUUGCAUAUGCGAAAGCACCCAUCUUAUAGGGCUAUGGAAUCAGAAGCAAUCUUUGCAGAUGAACUGAUGCUUAACAGGAAUGUUCAGCUUGGGCCAGUAGAUCCAAGGAGAGCUCGAUUUCCGUAUUGCAUAGUUUGGACCCCCUUGCCUGUCAUCUCUUGGCUGAUACCUUUCAUUGGCCACAUUGGUAUCUGCAGAGAGGAUGGAGUGAUCUUGGACUUUGCUGGCCCCAACUUUGUUUGUGUUGACAACUUUACCUUUGGAGCAGUCGCCCGUUACAUGCAAAUUAACAGAGAACAGUGCUAUAAGUUGAUCGAGCCUGAUGGAAACAUGACAUGGGAUAACACACUCAAGGAAAGCACCCAAGAGUUUCAGCACAGAUCUUACAGCCUGUUUACCUGCAACUGCCACUCCUUUGUUGCAAACAGCCUGAACAGAUUGCUUUAUCGCGGUCACAGCAAAUGGAAUGUGGUGAACCUGGCAGCUUUGAUUUUUCUGAGGGGUACUUGGGUUAACAAAAAAUCAGUAUUGAGAUCUUGUUUGCCAUUUGUUGUGGUACUCUGCACUGGACUCAUCUUCGGUGGCACAAAUUUUUUGAUAGGCUUGUUCAUCUUCACACUUGCCCUAGUUGGUUGGUUCCUGAUGGGUACCUACUGUUUCAAGAAUCUUAUCCACUUGUAGAUUGUAAUGCAUCCUCAGGACAACGGUUAUAUGGGAUGUGCAACUUUAGAUGGUAACUUAACAUCUUGAUUGUGUAAACACCAAUGCUCUUGGUUGUGUUAAAUAAGACAGGUAUUCUUAUUUCGUUUUCA
Phoenix dactylifera (date palm) is the source of this 1359-nucleotide messenger RNA. Its product is annotated as protein RTE1-HOMOLOG. The record is from RefSeq and is a predicted model, not a curated record. Gene Ontology annotation, biological process: regulation of ethylene-activated signaling pathway; response to ethylene. Gene Ontology annotation, cellular component: Golgi apparatus; endoplasmic reticulum. NCBI's taxonomy places the organism in Eukaryota, Viridiplantae, Streptophyta, Magnoliopsida, Arecales, Arecaceae.